AUGGCUGAUGCUGAGCUCGACGGCGACUGGGUCCCCAAUGGACGUCGACCUUUGUCAACUAUUGCACGCUCCUUCUCCCAAGAGCUGAUGGAGGUUUUCCGCAUCGAAGAAUCGGUUUCUGAUCUCGACCAAAAAGUUGACGAGAGACGCCAAAUUGUUGGCAGAAACAACCAAGAGCUCGCUGACCUCGAGGCCCGCAUUCGAGAGAUGGAGGAUCGUCUCCGUCGCAGCAGGGGUGGUCAGCCCGCUCAGGGACUCCAAGCACCCAAAGUCCCAUCGCCAUCCAAGGACGAGAACAACAACAACAACAAGUCACGACCAGGCACUGCCCGCCCCAUUCAACAGGCACCAAGUUCCGGCAACAUGCCCCCAACUCCUGGAGCCAGCGAAGACGGUGAUGCGGAGCAGUAA
Messenger RNA from Ustilaginoidea virens, 411 nucleotides. RefSeq lists its product as uncharacterized. Lineage: Eukaryota; Fungi; Ascomycota; Sordariomycetes; Hypocreales; Clavicipitaceae. The record is from RefSeq and is a predicted model, not a curated record. Bases 1 to 411 code for a protein of 136 amino acids. The transcript is spliced from 4 exons.